Messenger RNA from Manduca sexta (tobacco hornworm), 3012 nucleotides. RefSeq names its product stearoyl-CoA desaturase 5. Bases 734 to 1861 code for a protein of 375 amino acids. The transcript is spliced from 9 exons. Gene Ontology annotation, biological process: unsaturated fatty acid biosynthetic process. Gene Ontology annotation, molecular function: iron ion binding; stearoyl-CoA 9-desaturase activity. Lineage: Eukaryota; Metazoa; Arthropoda; Insecta; Lepidoptera; Sphingidae. Gene Ontology annotation, cellular component: endoplasmic reticulum membrane. The record is from RefSeq and is a predicted model, not a curated record.
CGCAACGCACUGAGGGAUCGCUUCCUAGGCGUAUUUUUGCGUCGAUAUUAUGCGUUGCGAUGCGGCUCGCCCCAAAAUUCGUUGGAACCAUAAGGAAAGUCAUCACUAUAGGGAACGUAACUGAUUCAAUUAUUGCGUUGCGGCGAGCCUAGUCGCGAUUCCAUUGUGAUCAAUAGCGACCACCGUACGCAAAGUGUUAAAACCCGCCACAGUGGCCUACUUAAGUGUGUCGCGUUCCGGAAAUGGCUUGUGUAUAUCCGGUUCAAAGAGACCAGCAUAAAUGUAUCGACUGGCGAGGGGUAAUCGUCUCUCAUCGGUCGACAAAUAUCUAGACUCCAUUCCGCUUUCCAUCAGCUUUUACGGCUUAUUAUCAGCCGUAGACUAAUCGAUUGCCUGGAAAUAGAUCUGAGAGGCGAAACACUAAGCCAAAUUAUCUAUACACUCCACAUUGUAGUAAGACAUGAGCAGGACGAAGACAAGUAAACAGAUAGAAUCUUGGUCAUGGAUGUGCUUUUCUUCUGCCAGUGCUCCAAAAAAGUGAUUGUUAAAACAUUUUUACUAAAACUUUAGUAUUUACCGGAUUGUAAAAAGAUUAUUUCAAACAUUAGGUACCUACUAUUUGUAACUGUGGCAUGUGUAAAAUGUACAUAAAAUAUACCUCAACAACUCGCUUGACUUUUAUUAACCCAGAAAAGCACUUCGAUCAAGAUAUAAAUGGCCGCAACAUAACUUAAUGUGUCGGACAGCCAUGUCAAUUUUUAUGCAAGCAAUGGAGACAGAUACGGAGAAGAAGUUUUUAAAUAGAAAUUUACAGAAUACAAAUGGUUUCCAAAGAAAAAACAGGGAUUACGAAUGGCAAGUGGUGUGGAGAAACGUGUUCGCUUUUAUUUAUUUGCACAUCGCCGCAUUUUACGGCAUCUUCCUUAUGGUCACCGGCAAAGCCAAGUUAUGGACCGCGUUAUUUGGAUUGCUUUUCGCCUUAUUGUCAGCAAUGGGCGUGACGGCAGGCGCGCAUCGACUUUGGGCGCACAGGGCGUAUAAAGCCAAGUGGCCACUUCGACUGUUCCUAGCUAUCAUGCAGACGAUGGCCUUCCAAAACCAUAUCUACGAAUGGGUUCGCGAUCACAGGGUGCAUCAUAAAUUCACAGAAACUGAUGCAGAUCCUCAUAACGCAAAACGAGGUUUCUUCUUUUCUCACAUUGGCUGGUUGAUGGUGAGAAAACACAAGGAUGUCUUCGAGAAAGGCGCUUCAGUUGAUAUGUCAGACCUAGAGAAAGAUCCUAUUGUUAUGUUCCAGAAAAAGACCUAUUUAGUAGUGAUGCCGCUCUUAUGCUUCGUCCUGCCCGCAUAUAUACCUGUUUAUUUCUGGGGCGAGUCUGCGUGGAAUUCUUGGUACAUCGCUUCAAUAUUAAGAUACACCAUAAGCCUCCACUUCACUUGGCUGGUGAACUCCGCCGCACAUAUAUGGGGCAACAAGCCUUAUGAUAAGAACAUAGGCGCAACUGAUAACAAGAUGGUAGCGAUCUUCGCUGUCGGCGAAGGCUGGCACAACUACCACCACGUGUUCCCCUGGGAUUAUAAAGCGGCAGAACUUGGAAACUAUAGCACCAAUAUAUCCACUGCGCUCAUUGAUUUUGCUGCGAAAUAUGGAUUGGCGUAUGACUUGAAAACAGUAUCUGCUGACAUGAUUAGGAAACGAAUCGCGAGGACCGGAGACGGCAGUCACCCGUGGUCGAAACAAGCAUUGGAAACAGAUGAAGAUCAUCAUCAUCCAGAAAAUCCUGUCUGGGGAUGGGACGAUAAAGAUAUGACAGACGAUGACAAAAAAUUUGCUCAAAUCGUCCACCAAAAAGAAGAAUAGUCUAAACUUAUAAUUGUGUUAAUUACAAGUUAUUUUCACUGCCUACAGUGUAGGCUCUUAUGAUGUUUAUUUAAUGUAAGGUUUACCACAGAAAAUUGCACAGGAGGAUAAUGCUACUAAUUCUAUCGAUAUUGUGUCUAGAUUUAUAAUAUCAUGGAGAUGAUUAGCUAAUUACAUAUUCACUGCUGAAUAGGCUUGUAUGGGAUUAGGCAGAUAGAUGCAAAAUUUCAUUCAGGGAGAUUUAUGGCGGAAAAGAGUAAAACAAAGCUUGUAAUUUAUAAGACAAAUUUUAAAAGGCGGUGCUAAAAAUUGUCUAAUUUGCGCGAUUUUAAUUUAAGAACUUAACUUUAAUUCGAAUUGGAAUUUGUUGUCCAAUACGUUGUAGAAAAAUAUAAUUCGUCUGAUGUUUUGAUAUCACAAAAGUCAUAUCCAUCACUUAAAAUUGUUAUUGGAAAGAUAUCUCAAGUACAGUGCCAGUGGUGUUUAUUUAUGUAUGUCUAUUACGUAUGUUGGUCUUUUCUAAAAUGUGUCUUGAUAAUCUACAUUUAUAAAAAUGAAUCCGUAUUUCCUUUGGUCACGCCAUCACGCAUGAACGGCUGGACCGUUAGCACAAUUUUUUUUGUUGUGUUUACUAUUGUCAGGAGAAAGUUCUUAUGAAAGAAAGAAAUCAAAAAAUUGCGCCGAAAAUUAUAAAAUUUGAGAAAACUUAACGACAAUAUUAAUUUUACAUAACUGUUAGAGGUUUGAAAUAACUGUCAGCGAUCGACAGAAUACGCGCGUGUAUACAUAGUUAAGACAGGACAACGUCUGUCGGGUCAGCUCUCAGGGUCAGCUAGUUGUAAAUAGAUUAUAAAAGUUUUACAAAAGCAAUAAGCAUCUUCAUUACACUUUAGCAGUCAGUGAAGUGUUUAAUAAAUAUAUUGAUGUGAUUGUAAUGCUCGAAUUUGUCGUUUCCUAUGACUGAUUAAAAAAUAAAGAGAAUUUAAUUUUACAUUAUUUCAUAUUUAAUUUUGGGGCUUACGCAUAGGUUUAAGGGCUUAUUUAAGUUUUCGGUGAUAAUAAAAAAAACUGUGAUGAGGGUCACAAAUAGAGUGAAAGACGUUUAUGUAUUGUAAUAAGUGAACGAAAAUAAACUAAAAAAACAUGAUAAA